Messenger RNA from Capsicum annuum, 2652 nucleotides. Its product is annotated as phosphatidylinositol 4-kinase gamma 4. NCBI's taxonomy places the organism in Eukaryota, Viridiplantae, Streptophyta, Magnoliopsida, Solanales, Solanaceae. Gene Ontology annotation, molecular function: protein binding. The transcript has 2 exons. The record is from RefSeq and is a predicted model, not a curated record. Bases 697 to 2409 code for a protein of 570 amino acids.
AUGUGUCAUCAGUGAUGAUUGAUGUGUCUUCUUUCAACUUGUUCCCCAAUUAACGGCACCGUUAAAACACCUUCUUUAACAAAACCAAAACCGAGUAAACGCCGUUAAACUCCGUCAAAGUCUUCAUUCAACGCUCUACUAUAACAAAAUUCCCACGUCUACUACACAAUCUUCUUCACCCUACCAAAUUAUCUCCAAUUUCUCACCUUCAAUUCGCCGGAAAACUCGCCGGAACCAUUCAAUAAGUCACUUUCGAUCUCUUUUCACCUUAUUAUCCAUUUUCCGAUCAUCCAUUUCGUCUUUGGUUCUUGUUUCUCCGUUGAUUUUUCUCUGCCUUCGAAUCUUUUUUCUCUAUUUAAGGUAUUUUCUUUUCUUUUCCUUCAAACCCAAUUUCGGAAACCCUAAUUUCCCAUUUCCCAAAGCUUCUAGCUUUGCUUUUUUGAAUGGCCCAUAUUCCAGAAAAUUCAUAUAUGGGCCAAAUUAUGAAUUUCUAGGGCUUUGGGAAAUUUUGAUUUAUUUUCUAUUUUUUCUGGAUUUGUACAGUUUUCGAUCUGUGAAAGAGGAACACAGAUUGUAUAUAAAGAUGGGUUUGUGAAAUUCUUGGUAAAUUAUCUUUUAAUAUUUUUUUGUUUAGAGGAUUUAUAUAUAGUUUUUAUUUUUGGACUUUAGGGUUUAAUAAUUUUGAUUUAGUAAAAGAUGUCUUCAGCUGGUGUAAUUGCAAUUAGUCCUAUUUGUAACGAGUCUAUGUUUAUUCCUUCAUAUUUACAUAGCCAAGAAUCGAUUUUGAUAUACGUGGCUAUGUCGGGGUCAAUGGUACCACUGAGGGUUCUUGAAUAUGAUUCGAUUGACUCUGUGAAGCUUCAGAUUCAGACCUGUAAAGGGUUUGUUGUGAAAAAUCAAAAAUUGGUAUGUGGGGGUCGGGAAUUGGCCCGAAGCAAUUCCCUUAUUAGGGAUUAUGGAGUUGGUGAUGGAAAUGUGUUGCAUUUGGUACUUAGGUUGUCUGAUCUUCAGGUUAUCAACGUGAAAACUGCUUCUGGUGAACAGUUUACGUUUAAUGUGGAUAGGAGCAGGGAUGUUAGAUAUGUGAAGCGUCAAAUUGCGAAAAAGAAGGGUGCUUUAGGAGAUGUUGAUGAGCAAGAAGUGCUUUGCAAUGGCGAGAGACUUGAAGAUCAAAGGCUUAUAAAUGAUAUCUGCAAGAACAAUGGUGCUGUCAUUCAUUUGUUUGUGAGAAAAUCUGCAAAAAUUAGAGCAAGACCGGUGGAUAAGAACUUUGAGUUGUCUAUUGUGGCACCACAAGUGAAUGACGAGGUUAAAGAGAGCAGGAGUGGGAAUGAAGUAGACAAUAAGCUUUUGGCUCUUAGGGAGCCUCCUGAUAGGGCAAGCAUUUUGGAGCCUAUCAUUGUUAACCCAAAGAUUGAAGUGCCUUUGGUGAUUAGUGAUUUGAUUGGUUCUACAGUUGAAGGGUUAGAUAGCGGACAUUAUCCUAUUAGGUCCUCUGAAGGCACAGGAGGAGCGUACUUUAUGCUUGAUGCCACAGGAAGUAAGAAGGUUUCGGUGUUUAAACCUAUUGAUGAGGAGCCUAUGGCUGUGAAUAACCCGCGAGGGCUACCUUUGUCAGUUGAUGGUGAGGGCUUGAAGAAAGGUACAAGAGUUGGAGAAGGUGCUUUAAGGGAAUGUGCUGCCUACCUUUUGGAUCAUCCAAAAAGUGGUAAGCGUUCAUUUUUCGGUGAAGCACAGGGUUUUGCUGGUGUUCCACCAACUGUCUUUGUGAGGUGUUUCCAUAGUGGAUUCAAUCACUCAGAUGGUAUCACCCCAAAGAUUGGGUCCUUGCAAAAGUUCAUGGAGAACAGCGGGAGUUGUGAGGACAUGGGACCUAGCGCAUUUCCUGUGGGGGAAGUACAUAAGAUUGCAGUGCUUGAUAUGAGGAUGGCGAAUGCAGAUAGGCAUGCAGGAAAUAUACUGAUGAGCAAAGGUGAAGAUGGGCAGAUUGUCCUCAUUCCAAUUGAUCAUGGUUACUGCUUGCCUGAGAGUUUUGAAGAUGUUACUUUUGAUUGGUUGUAUUGGCCACAAGCUCGUCAGCCAUUUAGCUCCGAAACUAUUGAGUACAUAAAAUCACUUGAUGUGGAAGAAGACAUUGCCUUGUUGAAGUUUUAUGGGUGGGACCUGCCUUUGGAAAGUGCACGCACACUCCGCAUCUCUACAAUGCUUUUGAAGAAAGGUGUAGAGAGGGGUCUCACGCCGUUUACCAUAGGGAACAUCAUGUGCCGGGAAACCUUGAACAAAGAAUCUGUGCUUGAGGAGAUUGUUCGAGAGGCACUGGACUCUGUGCUUCCUGGCUCAAGUGAAGAUGCAUUCCUUGAGACCAUCUCGCAUGUCAUGGAUCGCCGCCUUGAUGAAAUUGCCUAUUGAUAUGGUAUAUAGGUGUACAUAGGAGGGGAGAGUCUGCAGACACCUUUCGUCUGCAUGCAUCAACUUCGAGAGAAUAUCCUGAUUCAUUGUUUUCAAUUGAUUUUCGCAGUUAACUGGAAAUGGCCUAGAUAGGUUGUGACCAAGUUCUUUAUCUUAGUCAAUUGUCCAAAUACUGUAAAGUUCGUUUGUUGUUCAUCUUUCUAUGCUGGAUUAACUUGAAGGAACAAUAUCCUUUUCCUCAAA